Messenger RNA from Eremothecium cymbalariae DBVPG#7215, 1230 nucleotides. RefSeq names its product mitochondrial 37S ribosomal protein bS1m (gene MRP51). The record is from RefSeq and is a predicted model, not a curated record. Gene Ontology annotation, cellular component: mitochondrial small ribosomal subunit. Bases 1 to 1230 code for a protein of 409 amino acids. Lineage: Eukaryota; Fungi; Ascomycota; Saccharomycetes; Saccharomycetales; Saccharomycetaceae. Gene Ontology annotation, biological process: mitochondrial translational initiation. The transcript has a single exon. Gene Ontology annotation, molecular function: structural constituent of ribosome.
AUGGUUACCCGGACUGUAGGCCGAUUGGCAAAAUUUUGGAAAAUUUUGGAAAAGCGCAUUUUUAUCACAAGUCGAUAUCGAUCUCAUUUAUACACAUACAAAGUGUAUUAUGGAAUAAGACCGAAUACAGUAAUUGCUAUACGACCUGCUAGACGGUUGAUAUUAAAGUUAAUGAGUAGCAAUCUUUCCAAUAUACUGCGGCGUUCACGCUUGGCCCAGGUUCCUAAAAUUGAUAAGCCGCUAGUUCAUGUUGGCAAAAAGCAUCAUCCAACUCACCAGGUUAUUGAAACGAAACCGGCCUGUUUACGUCGCCAGGAAUGGGGUUUGAAGUCAAGUAUCCCAUCAAAGGUCAAGUCUAGAUAUAUUAUUUUCAAUGAAUUAGAUACAAUGGAAAGGUUGACAGAUUUUGAGCCUAUUGGCCAGUACCAAUGGAAUAGAAUUAGGUUUCAAGAGAUGGGUAUAUCGCCAAAGUAUCCUAUGAAAUCACAAGGUAAUCCUCUUUUCUAUAAUAGAUCGUUAAAUGUAUCCUCUGAAUCGUCACCGAGCGUUUUGACUGGUAUUGAUUCAGCAAAUACUAGUGUUAAGAAGAAAAAGGUGUUGCAGCUAGUGGAAUCAAUGCGUCCGGCGUUUAAAAAGUGGUUGACGGAGGCAUAUCCCGAAGUGUUUAUUGAGAGAAGCAGGGUUGAAAAGAAGCAGCUGAAUAAGUACGCUUCUGAGUUCUUGUCUCAGAAUAUGGAUAUCACAAGUGCCGAUCGUCUAUUUCGUCAUGCAAGCGUUGUUGGUACUGGUGGUUUGACAUAUAAUUUGGCAGGUAGGUUAAGGCAGUCUCCUAAAGGUAUAAAACAAAUUAAUGUUGUUGAAGGAAGAAUUCUUCAAACCAACAAUUUGGAAAAAUCUGUUGCUGUUGCAGGUUUCAUUGCUAAGGCAUCCUCAUUGGGUCGUAAUGCUCGUAGAUUUGAAUAUGAAAUGGGCGAUUUUGUCAGAGAACACACAUUCCCAUUUUUAAUAAAUGAGGCUAAAGUUAACGAAGAGGGAAGAAUUGUUUUGGAUGUCAGUUUAAUAGAGGGAAGACCCGGUUCUCUGAGGAAAUCUAACAGGACCUUUGGGGUUCCCAGCUCCAAGUUACAUGUAUACCAAAGGGGAUCCAUCAAGGAGAGGACGGUCAGUCUAGAAGAAUCGGCUAUACAUGCUGAAGAGUUAUUAAGCAUUCUUACAAACUUUGAAAGGUGA